AUGGCUGUGAUUGCUCGAGCACUGCUGGCUUGUUCCCUCUUUGGGAGUACGUUCGCUUCAUACUCUCUGGUUGAUAACUUUGAAGGAUCAACAUUUUUCUCGAACUUCGACUUUUUCACUGGCGGCGAUCCAACUCAUGGGUUCGUCAAAUACGUAGGAGAGGAAGAAGCUCGGUCUGCAGGUCUAAUCGAAAUUGAAUCUCGAUAUGACGGCAGCCAGGUGGUCCGGAUGGGCGCUGACCACAAGCAUGUCACUCCUGACGGCCGACCAAGCGUGAGGGUAUCGAGUAAGAAGAGCUAUAACCAGGGGCUCUGGAUCAUCGACUUCGAACAUGUUCCAGGCGCCGCAUGUGGAAUCUGGCCGGCAUACUGGCUGCUGGGACCCAACUGGCCGACCAACGGAGAAGUCGACAUUUACGAGGGUAUCAACCUCGACAUCUCCAACACGAUGACCCUUCAUACGGGCCAUAAUUGCACAUUAUCCAACGAGUCUAAGUAUACAGGAAGAUUGACGACGCCUUACUGUGACCAGAAUGCUCCUCCACCCCUGGGCGGCAACGGCUGCACGAUCAAGGCAGACGAUCCAACAAGUUACAACGGCGGCCUGAACAUCGCCGGAGGAGGCGUCUAUGCAACCGAAUGGACCACUGAAGACAUCAAGAUCUGGUUCUUCCCCAGGAUUGCCGGCAUACCAAGCGAUAUCAGACAAGGCAGCCCAGAUCCAGCGAACUGGGGAACACCCGCUGCUCUCUUUGCCGGCAACUGCAGCUUCACCGAGAGCUUCAAAGACAUGCAAAUAAUAUUCGACAUCACCUUUUGCGGCGAUUGGGCCGGGAAGCCAGAGAUCUGGGAGGAGUCUCCUUGUUCCGAGGUCACAUCAGAGUGCAAAACGUUUGUCGAGAACUUCCCACACGCAUUUAAGGAGGCAUAUUGGGCUAUAAGAUACCUGAACGUAUAUCAGAAGCCAGCAGACGCACCGCUUGGUUCGAAACUACACGGUCAAUGGAAGCAUAGACGGUCUCCUCAUCAUCACCAGCAUCAACACAUCGAUAACCAAGGUCGCUGA
Molecule: messenger RNA, 1065 nt
Organism: Microsporum canis CBS 113480
Lineage: Eukaryota; Fungi; Ascomycota; Eurotiomycetes; Onygenales; Arthrodermataceae
Product: 1,3(4)-beta-glucanase
Exons: 1
Coding region: 1-1065 (354 amino acids)
Biological process (GO): glucan catabolic process
Molecular function (GO): hydrolase activity, hydrolyzing O-glycosyl compounds
Source: RefSeq, a predicted model, not a curated record